Molecule: messenger RNA, 1741 nt
Organism: Rhipicephalus microplus (southern cattle tick)
Lineage: Eukaryota; Metazoa; Arthropoda; Arachnida; Ixodida; Ixodidae
Product: rRNA N(6)-adenosine-methyltransferase ZCCHC4
Biological process (GO): rRNA methylation
Cellular component (GO): cytoplasm; nucleolus
Molecular function (GO): rRNA (adenine-N6-)-methyltransferase activity; zinc ion binding; nucleic acid binding
Source: RefSeq, a predicted model, not a curated record
UGAUGGCGGGCGGCGUGGUUCAAUGUUCGAGUACGGGAAAUCGGUUGGCAAUAUCAGAAUCAAGGUUCGCUGGUACGCGUAUAAGUGCUGAAGGCGUCUCGCGAUGAACUUCGCAACGAGUUGCGUCGAAUUGCUGCACGAUGAUUCCCUCAACGUUCCCUGCUGUGAGCACGGACCCGGGCUGCUUUUUAGACGAUUGGGAAUUUCCGGCAAAAAUGACGGACGCCCUUUCUACGCCUGCUCGGCGUGUCGGCGACGCAAGGAUUGCCCGUUCUUCCUCUGGAAGGAGCAGGCGUCGCGCUGCGGCAACUCCGAGUGGAACGCGGUGAAGCGGCGGGUCUUGCCUGAUUCGACGCACGCUCAACUGCACGACAAAUACCUGGAGCUGCUGAAACGCGAGCCGCGCGAGCGAUACUUCUGCUGCCGCGCGCUGCUAUCGAAGAAGGACUUGAAGAAGCACCAUUCGGGGCACUCGUUCACGAACCCAGUUUCGGACGAAAACCUGAGGCGACCCAGCCGUCUCCUGCACGCCGAUCUUAACAACGCCACGAAGGCCCAGUACUUCUUCUCGGACUCCACUGCUCGUUUCGUUCUCGACACGUUAACGCGAUUGGGCUUCGAUCGCGUCAUCUGCGUGGGGACGCCGACUUUGCACGAACACUUCAGGAACGAACAUCCCGAGGUGAAAUCCUUGCUUCUGGACAUCGAGCAGGCGUACGAGCAGUUCUACGGCCCCGACGAGUUCUGCUGGUUCAAUAUGUUCAACAAUUUCCACUUUCGCGGCGAACCAUCGGAGGCGGUGGUCAAGGACAGGUUGCUCACCGGCCGCCGCUGCGCCGUGGUGGUCGAUCCUCCGUUUGGAGGAUUAGUGGAUGCCGUCGCGAGGACGCUGGAACAUCUCACCGAGCAGGCGGCCACUCUGGACUGCGAGCUCAAAGUGUUCUGGUUCUUUCCGUACUUUAACGAAAAGCGCAUCAUAGCAGCCUUGCCACGACUGCGCAUGUGCGACUAUGCCGUCGACUACGAGAACCACGCGGAUUUCACCAGUGACGGCGGCAAGCGGGCCAAGGGGUCGCCCGUGCGAAUCUUCACCGACGUGCCUCUGGCACAGAUACCGCUACCAGAGGGCGCCGGCUACAAGUUUUGCGGAACGUGCGACCGAUGGGUAGCCCCCCACAAUGAGCACUGCACCGUUUGCAACAACUGCCCGUCUAAAGACGGUGGACCUUACAGACACUGCGAACUCUGCGGCGUGUGCGUGAAACAGGCGAACGAGCACUGUUCCACGUGCGACAGGUGCCUCCCACCAGGACACGACUGCCAGUCAAAGGGCAUCACUUGCUUCGCUUGCAAGCAGUCCGGCCACAAAAGCACAGAGUGCACACAGAGAACUGCAGCAGAGCGUAAGCAUUUUAAAAGGAAAUUCAGUGGUAACGUUUUCCGAUGCAAAAAGAAGAAAAAGCGCCGUUAGUGUUCGCUCACUGGCUCAGAGUCAUUUCAUUAGGAGCCACAAAGGUGGGGUAAUAAUAAACACACCCAUAAAAAGAGAAAACUGCGGGAUGCAUUUCAAGAUUCUGCUGCGACCAGUAAUGUUUGUACAUAAAGAGGUCUUGGUACUAAUUGUGUAGGACUACUGUUGGACGCAUGAUGCUUGACGUCCACACUGUAGUGUUCAAAAUGCCUUCAGUGAAAUGGUGAGUGAGUGGGUUGAAAGGGGGAAAAUAAAAGAGUAGAGGACGCA